AUGGUUUGCUCCAUCAAUAAGAACCACUUCAACAACUCCACACAGCAUGAAGUGAGGGAUGAAGGGCGUGCUAGUAACGACCCUCCCUUGCCAACGAGAUGUGGGCCAACAAAUGGAAAAGAGGAAGUGGAAAGAGAAGGAAACAGACAAGCAGACAACUCAGGAGAAAGUGACGUAGAGAGACUAGAGACGCAAGAUGAAACCAAAAACACUGGCUCUCUCACCAUCAGAAACACCAGAAUCAGACACUCUGGACAAUAUAAACUAUCCAUCUCUACAGAACAGACUAAGACCAAGAUAUUUCAUGUUACUGUCGUUGGUGCGGUUGAUGAGACGGAUGGAAUGAAAUCAGUCUCGGUGAUGGAAGGAGAUUCUGUCACGCUACACACUGAUGCUGAAAUACACACCGAUGAUCUGAUAGUGUGGAGGUUUGGAGAUAAAGGCGUCCUCCUGGCUAAACUCGAUGUAGAGACUAACGAGACCUCAUUAAAUGAUGCUGACUCGAUAUUCAAAGAUCGACUGCAGCUGAAUCAGACCGGAUCUCUGACCAUCACAAACACCAGAACUGAACACACUGGACUUUAUGAAGUACAGAUCAGAGCCCAUGAGAGCUCACAGCGAUUCCUUCUUUCUGUCACGG
Molecule: messenger RNA, 640 nt
Organism: Sinocyclocheilus rhinocerous
Lineage: Eukaryota; Metazoa; Chordata; Actinopteri; Cypriniformes; Cyprinidae
Exons: 5
Source: RefSeq, a predicted model, not a curated record